CUCUAGUUAACAUGUUGUUUAGUCUAGGAAUUCAUGAUAAAGAGAAAUUGCCUGAUAGCAUGAUUGUAGAUGAUGAGCAAUCUAUAGGAAAUAAUAGAGAAAGAGAUAGUGAAAGAGAGAAUAUGAAUACUGCAGAAAAUACUGCCAGUAUUGAAGUUGAUAGUAGAGAAAUUACAUUAUUCUUAACUUAA
Ambispora leptoticha is the source of this 191-nucleotide messenger RNA. The record is from the annotation of a GenBank genome assembly. Lineage: Eukaryota; Fungi; Glomeromycota; Glomeromycetes; Archaeosporales; Ambisporaceae.